AACCUUUGGAUGUAGGCAGUUUAUCUUUGACUCCACCUCAUCCACAGCCUCCUGGGCCAGAAACCUGGGUGCCAUUCUUACCUUCUCCCCCGCCUCCAAGAUCAAGAGAUUCUCCCGCUUCUCUGCGGAGUGCUGGGAUUAAACGGAUUAACCGCCUCCAAGCGAUGAUCCUAUCUUGAACCAUCGGAGGUUUGGAGUGCAGCAUACGAAACGCGGAAUUCCGGCUUCCAAAAUUAUCCCACGCUUCUCGACAGCUUCCCCGCGAGCUGUGACAGUGAGUUUAACGCGGUCUUUGAGUCAUCAAGAAUGUGUGUGAUAAAUACAUUAUUUUAACCCUCUCUCAUCACUGCCUGUAGGAUUUUUUUUUUUAAAUAGGGAACACUAAAUUCCUCGUGUUAGUGGCAUCUCCUGCGCACUCUGGAGCGAAGCCCCCCUGCUUUUUCCCAGGCUGGGAAGAUGCGCACAGGGGGUGCAGAAGCUUAGGGUCAGAGUAAGCGCUGAGCCAGGAGAGGGGGCGGGCACUUAGACCGCGUGCUGCAGAGUCCUCCGCCGUCCCAGCAUUCCCUGCGUCCGGACCAUCGAGCGCGGCUUCCGGCGUCGCUGGUGGAGGUGGGUGAAGAAGGAGCGGGCCCUCGCCGCUCGUUCUCGCUCCCUCUCUCUCUCUCUCUCUCCCUCUCUCUUUCUCGGGCAACAUGGCGGGCGUGGAGCAGGCAGCGUCCUUCGGGGGCCACCUGAAUGGCGACCUGGAUCCAGACGACAGGGAAGAGGGAACCUCCAGCACGGCCGAGGAAGCCGCCAAGAAGAAAAGACGGAAGAAGAAGAAGGGCAAAGGGGCUGUGUCAGCAGUGCAACAAGAACUUGAUAAAGAAUCCGGAGCCUUGGUGGAUGAAGUAGCAAAACAGCUGGAGAGCCAAGCACUGGAGGAGAAGGAGAGAGAUGACGACGAUGAAGAUGGAGAUGGUGAUGCUGAUGGUGCAACUGGGAAGAAGAAGAAAAAGAAGAAGAAGAAGAGAGGACCAAAAGUUCAAACAGACCCUCCCUCAGUUCCAAUAUGUGACCUGUAUCCUAAUGGUGUAUUUCCCAAAGGACAAGAGUGUGAAUACCCACCCACACAAGAUGGGCGGACAGCUGCUUGGAGAACCACAAGUGAGGAAAAAAAGGCCCUAGACCAGGCCAGUGAGGAGAUCUGGAACGACUUCCGAGAAGCUGCGGAGGCACAUCGGCAAGUUAGGAAAUAUGUCAUGAGCUGGAUCAAGCCUGGGAUGACGAUGAUAGAAAUCUGUGAGAAGUUGGAAGACUGUUCCCGAAAGCUAAUAAAGGAAAAUGGGUUAAAUGCAGGCCUGGCGUUCCCCACUGGGUGUUCUCUCAACAACUGUGCUGCCCAUUACACUCCCAAUGCUGGUGACACGACAGUCUUGCAGUAUGAUGACAUCUGUAAGAUAGACUUUGGAACACAUAUAAGUGGUAGAAUAAUCGAUUGUGCUUUUACUGUUACUUUUAAUCCCAAAUAUGACAUACUAUUAACAGCUGUAAAGGAUGCCACUAAUACUGGAAUAAAGUGUGCUGGGAUUGACGUUCGUCUCUGCGAUGUCGGUGAGGCCAUUCAAGAAGUUAUGGAAUCCUAUGAAGUAGAAAUAGAUGGGAAGACAUACCAAGUGAAACCCAUACGUAACUUAAAUGGACAUUCAAUUGGGCCAUAUAGAAUUCACGCUGGAAAAACGGUGCCCAUUGUGAAAGGAGGGGAAGCUACAAGAAUGGAGGAAGGAGAGGUGUAUGCCAUUGAGACCUUUGGGAGCACGGGGAAGGGCGUGGUUCAUGACGACAUGGAAUGUUCACACUACAUGAAAAAUUUUGAUGUGGGGCACGUGCCAAUAAGGCUUCCAAGAACAAAACACUUGUUAAAUGUCAUCAACGAAAACUUCGGUACCCUUGCCUUCUGCCGAAGGUGGCUGGAUCGCUUGGGAGAAAGUAAAUACUUGAUGGCUCUGAAGAAUCUGUGUGACUUGGGCAUUGUAGAUCCAUACCCACCACUGUGUGACAUUAAAGGGUCAUAUACAGCACAGUUUGAACACACUAUACUGUUGCGUCCAACCUGUAAAGAAGUUGUCAGCAGAGGAGAUGACUAUUAAAACUUAGUCCAAAGCCAACUCAACGUCUUUAUUUUCUAAGCUUUGUUGGAACACAUUAUACCACAAGUAAUUUGCAACAUGUUGUCUGUUUUAGCAGUGGACCUGUGUAAUACCGUUAUUCAUGUUUAAAGGAGUUUGAUCAAAGGCAAACUGUCUACAUGUAAUUAACCAAGGAAAAGGCUUUCAAGACUUUAAUGUUAACUGUUUCUCCCGUCUAGGAAAUGCUGUACUGCUCACUAGUUAGGAAUUACUCACACGUUUUGUUUUGAAGACCUAAGAGAUGCUUUUUGGAUAUUUAUAUUGCCAUAUUCUUACUUGGAUGCUUUGAAUGACUUCAUUCAGUUCUGCACCUGUGCCCUCUGGUAUUGCUUUUUAACCUCCCUGGAAUCCAUUUUCUAAAAAAUAAAGACAUUUUCAGAUCUGAGAGAUACAUUUUAAUGUGUAUGGUUGUAAUUCUAAGCAGAAAGAGGCAAAAGUAUGGAUAAUGUUCUUUAUCUGUCUUUAUCUGGACUGUAGAUACGACAGAUAACCUCAGAUUCUCUUCAUGGUGGCUACAAGCUCUUCAUGUGUGUGAAGCAGGCAGAAAGGAGUAUAGUUGAGGAAGGUUUUGCUUUUUUUUUUUUUUUUUUUGUUAAAAGCAUAUUUAAAAUGAUUUAAGCAUCAUGGAAAAACCUUGUGCCAACUGGAAAAACCUUGCUGUAGUAAAUGUCCCUCAAGGGUUCAUAUUUACAGGAUAUGUGUUCCAUAUUAGAAAACCAAAUCAACAGUAAAGCCACAAGCAAAAGAAGUUUCAAUCUUGUCCUAAUUAGAACAAUUAUCUUGGGAUUGGGCUUUUUCCUUCCUGAGCCAAGCACUGAACAUCACGGCCUCCAGUAAGUUAGAGAUCCCAGCAUCAGGUUACUCAAGGAGAUGAGGUUCGAGACCUUUCAUAAACUGUGUGUUAAUUUGAACAUAAAGACACAUUCGACUUUAGGCUGGGCCCAAUAAUCAUUUAGCUGCUUAAAAUCUUUGUAUGAUUUGCUAGAAAUGGUCCAUCUUAGUUCCAAAUUCGUCCCUUGCCCAGGUAAAGCCUUAAUUUGUGUAUACCUUGACACAGUAAUGCUGUAUUGCUUCCGGAAUGCUAAAUCAAUUUUUAUUUUGCUUGACAUUGUCUCUGAAGGAAAGGUAGACUUAGGGCCCUGGACCACGGGCUGCUUGAAGUUUUCCGGGAAGGCUACUUUUGACUUUGUGAGCUGUGUCUUCCUGGUGCUGAGGGGCUCCACGUGAACUCACACACUCACAGGCCCUCCAGCUGCCUCCUUGGGUUCUGCAUUCAUGGUCUUGGUUUUUGAGCAGCUUGACCUCUAAGCCCAGGAUAUUGAAAACUGACCCCUAAAUAAACUUUAGGGUUUUCUAAGACCUUUCCUGCAGUCUCCCUCUUUGUAAGGUCCAAACUUAUCUCAGAGUACUACUGUUGGGAGCAGACAUCCUUGUGUCCUGAGUGGCCGGAAGGAGUAUGGCCUUAUAAAGGAAAGCCAAAACAACACAAAGCCAAAACCAACACUUGUUGUUUGCUUAGUAGUUAUGUAGCCCUUAAAGUCAUUGUUACAUUUAGUGAUGUGUCUUCCUGUGAUGGUUAACAAUAGUGCCUUUAGUAAAUUAUUUUACAGCCUAAACUGUUGGUUUUUUGCGUGGGUGUCCACCUUGCAGAUCUGAGGUAUUUAAUAAGAAACUGAAGUUUCUUUGCAUCAUUUGGGUUUUGUUUAGUUUUUUUUUUUUUCAGUGUAAUCUUAGAUUCACAACAAAAUCUAGUGGGAAGUACAACAGUCUGCUGUGUGCUAGUUUAAUGUUUUGUUUCUUUUAAAUGCCAGUAAAAAAAAAAAAGGUGCUACAAUGUGUUGGUCUAGAAAAAAAAAAGGUUCUUGAAAUUAAAGGCUAGAUUUGGUAACUUUUAUCACAUGAAUCUUUAAUGAGGUAUAUUUAACAGCUGAUGCAACAAUUUGUAUACGCUUUGGGUAAGUGACCUAAUAUCACUCCAAAUAUUACUCCAGCUGUAUUUUUGGCACAUAGGAUUCUGUCUUCGGUUGAUGUGUUUUUGUUGCGGUUUGUUAAUAAGCUGCCCCAGGCGACACUCCUUUCAGAAGUCUGUGCUAAAGAUAACUCUUCCUGGCUUAGAUAUAAGCUGUAAAUUAAGUCACUUUCUUUAGGAAGAAGGGGGAAAAAAAAACCUCUCCCAGUGGCUCACAGGUUCCUUGGGAUCUGUGGGUUGGUGGAGCCCCAUUUCUGAGCAGGUUGGGUGGCGGUGGCCAUGGCCAUGGCCAUGGCAGCAGCAGAGCUCCAUCCAUAAGACCUGGAAAGCUUUCUUUAGAACACAGCGAAAGGAAUCUCUCUUGCUUUUAGUUAAUUCAAGUUUAGACCACUUCUAGUGUUUUUAAAAAGGGGCCAGGGCCCUGAGAAAUUCCCAGUGGUCACAUAAUCCUAGCAAGAGUCAGGCUUAGGGUACUUCGAGAAAAACAAGAUCUUAGAUGUAACAGCCCAGGUGCCAUGCUCGAACUGUCUUCUCUCUGCCUUAAACAUCUGCCCCUAUGCAUUUGCCCCUAUGCAUUUGUCUUACUCCUUUGAACUAAAAAUAAAAAAUAAAGAAAUAAAUCUCAACUACUUAAGAUAUCUAAAAUUAAACGUAAAAACUCAUUCUCAAGAUAAACUACAUUUGUGUAUCAUAAUAUAUUGGUUUGCUAAAUUCAAAAUUUUGUGACUGCCUUAUUAGAACUAUUUUUUCAUUGCCCAUAGUUCCAAAGUUCAUUGAAGUAUAUACCAUGUGUAAAUCUGCUAUUUUCAUUUUGAAUUUGUGCUCAAUAAAGGACAGUUAUGGAAGCAAUAAA
Messenger RNA from Mus musculus (house mouse), 4990 nucleotides. It is a transcript of the gene Metap2, whose product is annotated as methionine aminopeptidase 2. Gene Ontology annotation, molecular function: metalloexopeptidase activity; metalloaminopeptidase activity; aminopeptidase activity. Gene Ontology annotation, cellular component: cytoplasm; cytosol. The record is from RefSeq and is marked validated. The coding region runs from base 693 to 2129 and encodes 478 amino acids. Gene Ontology annotation, biological process: regulation of translational initiation; protein processing; proteolysis. Lineage: Eukaryota; Metazoa; Chordata; Mammalia; Rodentia; Muridae. The transcript is spliced from 12 exons.